Candidula unifasciata is the source of this 1068-nucleotide messenger RNA. NCBI's taxonomy places the organism in Eukaryota, Metazoa, Mollusca, Gastropoda, Stylommatophora, Geomitridae. The record is from the annotation of a GenBank genome assembly.
AUGAGUCCGCCACCAACCUAUAUUGACCUACACCCAGACAGCGAUUUUCCCUUUCUGGUGCCUCCAUUAAGGGAAUGUCUGACAACACACGCACCCUGUAAUAUGGGUUUAGGGCCCAAGAAUACCACCAACUACUGGAAUGAGAUUUCAGACUACUUCUGUUUCCUGGCACUGCCCGUGAUCGUUACCUUCGCUGUACUCACCGAGUUGAUGAGCAUCGUUGUACUGGCCCGCCAAGUGCGCCAAUCACUGGACACUUAUCUCCUGGGCCUAAGCCUGGCCACACUGCUGCUGUUGACCUGCACCACCUUGCUUGCCCUGCAACACUAUGUCGGUCCACACCAUCUACUGGUCUACAGCCAGCCCUACAGCGCCUCCUGCAGGGACUGGUUCUGGUACAGCGCCAUCUGGCUUCUAGUUAUGAUGAGUUUCGAACGUGUGCUCACCGUGUCUGCGUCUCGAGCCAACAUACUUUGCACAUCUGCUCAAGCUGCUGUUGUUGUGGUGAUGGUGUUCGCUGUUGGACUGGUCAGUUCUUUGCCACGCUUCUGGGAAUACCAGGCUAUGGAAAUCAUGGACCAUGCCACCAACGCCAGCUUUGUCAUAGCCCAGAAGACUAUCUCCACGGCUACAGAAGAAUAUAACACAAUGUACUUCUGGUACGUAAAGGGGGUCACUCUGUUUGUCCCAUACUUUAUGAUGAUAGCCAUGUCUGUGGUAAUGGGGUGUCGCACGCGGCGGGGUGUGUUAACACAGCGCUAUAUGGCCAUCAAACACACCAGCGGCCUCACGCUGACUCGGAAAAUCAAAGAGGAAGUGGCGCUGACACAGCUGCUGAUCUUGCUGAUGGUACUAUAUAUGAUCUGCUCCGCUCCCAGUGCUGCACUGGAUCUGGUGGCUCAUCUGGCCCCCUCGUGGAUGGACCCCACAUCUAGGACGUAUGCUAGCUUCUACAACUUGUUUACCGUCAUGUUCUUUUUUCAGUUUGAUCUCCAUCUGAUUAUUUACUUUUGCUUCAAUAAGCAAUACCGACUGACUCUGCUGGCAUUGUUCUGCUGUUGCUGCUGA